Ictalurus furcatus (blue catfish) is the source of this 10559-nucleotide messenger RNA. RefSeq names its product plexin B3 (gene plxnb3). Gene Ontology annotation, biological process: regulation of cell shape; regulation of GTPase activity; positive regulation of axonogenesis. Gene Ontology annotation, molecular function: semaphorin receptor activity; protein binding. Bases 285 to 5954 code for a protein of 1889 amino acids. The record is from RefSeq and is a predicted model, not a curated record. Gene Ontology annotation, cellular component: semaphorin receptor complex. The transcript is spliced from 35 exons. NCBI's taxonomy places the organism in Eukaryota, Metazoa, Chordata, Actinopteri, Siluriformes, Ictaluridae.
UGCCGCUGGAGUCGCGCGAGGUCUGUGCGCGUGAUUCCUCCGGAGCGCUCGAGCACUUUUUUCCUCCCCACAUCCACCUCCACGUGUUGCAUUGUGGGUGUUUAACAGCGCUUAUCCGCUGUGGCUCGGGGAAGUUUUAUUUUGGCUUUCGCGGGAUUUCAGGAGCCAGGAACCUGGACCGAACUGGGCUGCGGUGCCGAAUAAACAGCGAGCAAACGGCACAUUUUGUCCGAACAUCAGCCGGACAGCUUCCUGUGGAGAAGUGCGGAAGGUAAGGGGGUGCCAUGCCGGCUGCUGGUCCCCUGCUGCUCCUCCACGCCAUCUGCUGGUGGCCCUUGGUGCUGUUCCUGCUGUUGCCCCCACUACCCCUUUUUGCCCGCACCAACCCCCCGACCUUCAUCUCCCUCCACGACUCGCGCCUUAACCACCUCUUACUGGACUCCAGCUCGGGCUACGUGUACGUAGGUGCGGUUAACGCGCUCUACCACCUCUCUCCAGACCUCCAGCUCAUCUCAUGGGGCAAAACUGGCCCCACGCUGGACAGCCCCGACUGUUUGCCCCCGAUUGAGCCUAAAGACUGCAGCCAGGCACGUCAAACUGACAACACCAACCAGCUACUGCUGCUGGAGAAACAGGAAGGGUCACAAGCACAGCGCCUGAUUGUGUGCGGCACGGUGCUGCAAGGCAUCUGCGAGAAGCGCAGCCUGGCCAACGUUUCCCAGGUGCUGUACCACACGGCCAACCCCGUGGACACUCAGUACGUAGCUGCCAACGACCCUCGUGUCUCCACCGUGGCCGUGCUCACCGAGCACAAGAGCACGCGCCUCAUGCUUGUAGGACGAGGUUACACUAGCAAAGGACCCGGCGGAAUUCCACCAAUCACAACGCGCCGCCUCGAGCAGUACCAGUCCUCUCCUGCAUUUUCACACGAGGAACUGGGAAAGCUUGUAGUGGGCAGUUACUCCGAGUACAACAACCAGUUUGUGAAGGCGUUUCAUCAUGGUACACACAUUUACUUCCUGUUCUCACGCCGCGAUACGCUGAAAACACGCGCUUAUCAGACAUACAUAUCACGCCUCUGCGCCGGAGACCCCAGCUUUUACUCGUACGUGGAGGUACCACUGAGCUGCACAGGGGGCUACAACCUGGCACAGGCGGUCGCCAUGGGAACUUUCCUCGGAAAAGCCACCAUGUUUGUCGCCAUGGCGGCAGGGCAGGCGUCGACACCCGCGCCCACGGGGCGCUCGGCUCUGUGCGUGUACAGCAUGGAGAAGCUGGAUCAGGCGCUGGAGCGGGCACAGUUUCUGUGCUACACACAGGAAGGAAAAGGAGACAAAGAGCAGGAGGCCUACAUCGCAUACGAAGUCUCCUCCAAGUGCCUCAAGCUUCCUCCGGAAUCUGUGAAGGAGUACCCAUGCGGAGGUGAACACACCCCAAGCCCCAUCACCAGCGCAGUGCCACUCCAAACCACGCCCGCCUUCACCUGGGCAACUCAACUCACCGCUGUCGCUGUAGCAACCGAGGCUGGCCACACCAUUGCACUCCUGGGGGACAAGAGUGGACAACUACUUAAGGUCUUUGUUCACGUGAAUGGUUCAGGUUCUCAGUAUGACUCGGUGAUGGUGGACCCUCAGAGCUCCGUUAACCCUGACCUCUUGCUGGACUCCACCUUACGCAGUGUUUACAUCAUGACUGAGAGGAAGGUAACGCGUUUGCCAGUAGCUCAGUGUGAGAGGCAUUCAGACUGUCAUUCAUGCCUCUCUGUCCGAGACCCCUACUGCGGAUGGUGCUCACUAGAGGGCAGGUGUACUCGGAAGCUAGAGUGUGCCCGGCAUUCCCAGCCUCACCACUGGCUCUGGAGUUACGGUCGUGAUCGGCAGUGUGUGUCCAUCCAGAGUCUGGAUCCAGCCAUCCAGAGCCGGGAGGAGCAGACACAGGUUUCUUUCAUGGUGCUGCCAUUGCCAGCGCUGUCUGAGGAUGAGUCUCUGUCUUGCGCUUUUGGAACUUUGCCCGCUGAACCUGCCAUUGUGAAUGGGAACAGAAUCACCUGUCAAUCACCGCCACCUAUACGCCUCCCUCCGAGUCCACCAGGCAGCGAUCACAUGACUAUCAGGUUAGCGCUGAUGUUUGGAAACGUGACCGUCUCUGACACUAAUAUCACUUUCUACGACUGCAGGGCUGUGGGCAAGCUCAACGCUACCUCACCGUGCAUGGCGUGUGUGAGCAGCGAGUGGCCGUGCCACUGGUGCGCUCGAGAUGAACUCUGCACUCACAACCACAGCUGCCCGCAGCAACACAUCAUCUACAACAGCAGAAUGAAGUCAGAACCGCACGGUGCAGAUGCAUGCCCAUGCGUGUGGGCUUUGGAAAGUUCCACUUUGAUUCCGGUUGGAGUUGACACACAGCUGUCACUACAAGGCAAAAACCUGGACAUAUUUAAGGGCGACGAGGAUUACGAGUGUGUGGUGGUAAUCGAGGGCCAGGAGACGCUAUUACACGCCACCCUGGACAGGAGCAAAGAGACGGGCACACAUGUGUUCAAGUGCGACACUCAUAAGUUUCAGUACACAGUAAAACAGAUGGAGUACUUGGCUCCAGUGUACCUACAGAGAGGCACUCGGCGUAUAGACUCCGCUCCACACCUCCGCUUGCAGCUGUAUAACUGCUCGGUGGGUCAGACAGACUGCAGUCAGUGCCGUGCCGUACCGGAGCAGUACGGCUGUGUGUGGUGUGGAGGAGAAAGUCCACGCUGUGUGUUUCACAAGUCCUGCUCCAGCAUUACUGAAGAAGCCUGUCCUCCACCACUCAUUACUGAGGUAUGGCCGCUGACAGGACCGUUAGAGGGAGGGAUUGUCCUCACUAUCCUGGGGUCCAACUUGGGCCAGCGUUACGAGGAUAUUGAGAAUGGAGUCACGGUGUCUGGAGUCACCUGCAAGCCGCUGCGCAACGCUUACCUUAUAUCAACCCGCAUUAUGUGUGAGCUUCAGCCAUCCACGAAUGUGACCGCAGGGCCUGUGGUGGUGACCGUGGGGAGCUCGGCGGACCCGGGUCAGUCCCUGCAGACAUUCACCUACCAGAAUCCCAAACUGGGCCGCAUCGUACCCAGUAAAGGCCCCAUGGCGGGAGGCACCAGACUGACCGUGCACGGUGCUCAGCUCCUCACAGGGCAAGACACUGACCUGCGGGCAUUCGUGGGCUCACAGCCUUGUCACAUUGUGGACGCAGUGAGUGACACGCAGCUGGUCUGCCGCACCAGCCACUCGAAUCAGACCGCAGAAGUACCCGUCAGAGUGCAGUUUGGAACAGCAGAGAGGACUGUGGGUAAAAUCCUCUUUCACUAUCUAGAAGAUCCGGUGAUCACUGACGCGACUCCUACCGAGAGCUUCUAUGGGGGUGGGCGUAUUAUUAUGGUAACUGGCCAGAACCUGGAUGUGGUCCAGCAGCCCAUGAUGUCCAUUCGGUACGAGACCAAGGUCAGGAGACGCCGAUACAGUCAUGUGUCAGCCCGGAACAUUCCCUUCGACAGCACCAUGACCACGAACAAGACCCCCUGUGUAAACGUUAGCUCUGAGCACAUGAGUUGUCUGAGUCCUCAAGUGCCAAAGGACUCUCGCGUCGUGAGAGUUUGGUUCGAGAUGGACAACGUGCAUUUGGAUUUUGAGAGUAUCAAGGGCACAGGAUUUACAUACCAUCCAGACCCACAGUUAUACGACCUGAACCGCGAGGACCGGACCUUGCCUAUCCGCUUCAAGCCUGGAGGAGUGCUCGCUGUGGAGGGGAAAGGUCUAACUCUGGCCAUGACUAAAGAUGAGGUGGUGGCUUGGCUCGGAGACAAGAUAUGUGAUGUGAAGACUCUGGACGACACUCACCUGUACUGUGAACCUCCAGAGGAGCAGCCGCUCAGUUUGGACCAUGAAAACCUGCCCAGUCUGAAGGUGUUAAUGGGGCAGUUGGUGUUUAACCUGGGCACAGUGGAGUAUGACAUGGGCACUCACACGCCCGUGCCUCUGGAGGCUCAGGUCGGGCUGGCAGCCGGAGCAGCCGUGGUCGUGCUCAUCGUCCUCGUCAUCAUCCUCAUGUACAGGAGGAAGAGUAAGCAAGCAAUGAGAGACUACAAGAAGGUUCUGGUCCAACUGGAAACUCUAGAGAUCAAUGUUGGAGACCAAUGCAGGAAGGAGUUCACGGAUCUGAUGACUGAGAUGAUGGAUUUAAGCAGCGAUGUCGGUGGUCCAGGCAUACCAUUCCUGGAUUAUCGCACAUACGCCGAACGUAUUUUCUUCCCCGGUCAGAGAGGGGCGCCACUGAGCCAGAACCUGGACCUCCCAGAAUCUCGUAGACAGACAGUCGAGCAAGGCCUGGGCCAACUCAACAACCUGCUCAACAACAGGCUCUUCCUCACACGAUUUAUCCACACCCUGGAGGAGCAGCAGAACUUCUCGCAGCGGGACCGCGGCUACGUGGCAUCACUGCUGACUAUGGCGCUCCACGAUAAGCUUGAAUACUUCACCGAUGUCAUGAAGACCCUGUUGGGGGAUCUGGUGCAGCAGUAUGUCGCCAAAAAUCCCAAACUGAUGCUGCGCAGGACUGAGACAGUGGUGGAGAAAAUGCUCACGAACUGGAUGUCCAUCUGUCUCUAUUCAUUCCUAAAGGAGGUGGCAGGUGAGCCUCUCUACAUGCUGUAUAGAGCUAUAAAGUAUCAGGUGGACAAAGGCCCGGUGGACGCAGUGACUGGUAAAGCCAAGCGCACCCUUAAUGACAGCCAUCUACUCCGAGAGGACAUUGACUACAGCGCCAUAACUCUGACCGUGCUGGUGAAGAGUGGAGUAGAAGUCCAGCCGUGUCCUAUUAAGGUUCUGGACAUUGACACCAUCACCCAGGUGAAAGACAAGAUCCUGGACCAGAUCUACAAAGGAGCUCCAUUUUCUCAGAGGCCCUCAGCCGAUUCACUGGACCUCGAGUGGCGAUCGGGGCAAGCAGGUCACCUGACCCUGUCUGAUGAUGAUGUCACAGGCAUAGUGCACGGUCACUGGAAGAGGCUCAACACUUUGCAGCACUACAAGGUGCCAGAUGGAGCCACGGUGGCUCUCAUCCCUCGUUCAAGUGCCGGUGUCACGGGCAUUAAUCAGAUCUUCCAAACCGGAGAAAGUAAGCUUCAUGAGACACCCAUGUUAGAGGGGGAGGAAGACGAGGGUCUCCGUCUGUGGCACCUCGUGAAGUCGAGCGAGGACCCCGAAAUCCCCAAACACAGAAAAAGCAGCAUGAGAGAGCGAGAACGUGCCAAAGCCAUCCCCGAGAUCUAUCUCACAAGGCUGCUCUCAAUGAAGGGAACUCUGCAGAAGUUUGUGGACGACGUGUUUGUAGCUAUCCUGAGCACCAAGCGGCCACCCCCAAUUGCCGUCAGGUUUUUCUUCGACUUCCUGGAUGACAUGGCAGAGAAGCACGGCAUCGAUGACCCAGAGACCGUACACAUAUGGAAAACGAACAGCUUACCUCUGCGAUUCUGGGUGAACAUCCUAAAGAACCCUCAGUUUGUGUUUGACGUGCAAGUAACAGACAGCGUAGAUGCCGUCCUGUCCGUCAUCGCUCAGACUUUCAUCGAUUCCUGCACCACCUCCGAGCACAAAGUGGGACGGGAUUCCCCUGUGAACAAGCUCCUGUAUGCCAGAGAAAUUCCACGAUACAAGCAGCUGGUGGAGAGGUACUACAGUGAUAUUCACAGUGCUGCUUCAGGAUGCUAUCAGGAGAUGAACUCCAUGCUCACCGAGUUAUCCGGGAGCUUUGCUUCAGAGAUGAACAGCUUGGUGGCUCUGCACGAGGUUUAUAAAUACAUCAACAAAUACUAUGAUCAGAUCAUCAUGGCUCUAGAGGAAGAUCCUGCAGGCCAGAAAAUGCAAUUAGCCUACCGGCUACAGCAGGUCGCCGCCCUGGUGGAGAACAAAGUCACUGACCUUUGAACUUUGAACCUUUGACCCCUCACCCAACGGAGGAGAGUCUUUGAUCAGCUUGGCACGGCUGAUGGCAGCCAGCUCGGUGCUGCGUGAAAUCCCAUCGAGCUGAGAAAUCCGAUUCCCCCACCCCUUCACCUGCACCCCCACUUCCUGCUUCAGCCUUCGGGGAGGUCUUAAGAAAAGAGAAAAGAAUUGAGUGAGGCUGAAGCGUCAGCUAUUAAGCAGGUUUUUAUCACAGAGAGUGUGAGAUUUAAAAAAAAAAAAAAAAAAAAGAAAGAAAAAGCACAUAUAGCCAUUUUCAUCUGCUAAGCACAUCGAACUGUUUUUCUGCUAACGUCACACGCUAUUCAGUGCUCGUACGACACGUCCGAUGCGUGAACGUGACUUCACGUACGUGUCCGACUCUGCGUAGCUUCAUGUAACCUAGCAUUCGCGUGAUUUUUGUUUUUCGGUUUUGCAGUCUGGAAUAUUAAUGAAUCGGGUUCGUAGAUUAGCGAUUAUUAACGACAAACUCGUUCGUAUCAAAUGAUAAAUCACAAGCACAAGUGCCAUAACAAGUGCAAAACUAGCACGUUUUAUUACAGCACAAGGUGUGUGUGUGUGUGUGUGUGUGUGUGUGUCAGAGAGCAGCUGUGUGUAUACGUGUAGGCGUGACGUGUUUUGUUUUUUCUCUUUCGGACGACGUCAUUUCAACGUUUAGCUUCGUUUAGACGAUUUGUGUGUGAACGAAUGAACGCACUCGUAGGGUAUCGGACUGAAUGAAGCGCUUUUUUAAAAAAUAUAUAUAUUUAUAUGAGAUACCCAUAAUAACAAAGCAGCAGCGGAAUAUUUGCGCAACAACAAGACGCUCAAGAGAUGUUACAGUAUAGAAGGGUUAAUCAUAUUUACAUCGCGAUCGUUAAUACUUCCGUUAAUUAAACAUAACCGAGCGCGAUAUCCGUAAGCUCAGUUAAAGAUAGAUCGUCGGGUAAUACGGAAUUUAAACGUACAACGCGUUAAACUGAUCAAUAAUCUACAAUGUACAACAAAACUAUUUUGUUCUGAAUAAUUAUGUCAAAUAAUCGUGAGGUCAGUAUUGAAAUAUUGAAAAUAAUCGUGAUGAUCAAUUUUACCCUGGCCGAUUCUUUGCUGCUGACUUCGAUGAAAAGAUCAAAAUAAUUCCACUUACUGAAGCCUUAGCACAGAUUUAACCGUUUUUUUUUUUUUUUAUGUGACAAAACGACGAAACUGGAUUAGGGACAUUCUGUAGGUGGGGUGUGGAGGCGUUUCUAGACGAGCGGAUUUGGCGGUAAGGGCGGAGUCGGCGUGGAAGCCGUGUGGACGCUGAAUAGAAGAAACUAACUUAUUUUUACUGUAAAUAGCACUUAUUUAUACAAGAUUACCAAACGUGCCUUGUUUGUAACCUUUAAUAAUGAUUACCGGUUCCAGUAUACAAGCUUGACGUUAUUUGCCAAAUAGAGAGGAGGAAAGUGCCACAGGAUUUGAAAAGACAAAAAGCUGGCCUGGACAGAUUCGGCUAUUCAUACCACUUCUGACGUUUUUAGUUGUUGUUGUUGUUGUUGUUGUUGUUGUGGAGAAACGUGUUUGUUGUUGGAAGUUUCUGUCUCAGGAUCACAGCUGCCCUUCUCAGUAAUUUCAGUAUUGCUAAAUGCUUUCCAGUGCGCUUCAGUGUACACUGUUCUGAAGUGCGCAAUCUUCAGGCUCAUAAUUUUUUUUUUUCUCUGUGACGCUUGUGUAAAUAGAAAAGGUGAAAUUUCUCGGUUUGUUUUUUUUUUUUUUUUUUUUUUUUUUUUUGCCUGUAGCACUUUGUGUUGACACUUUUUGUCUUUUCAGUCGCUUUAUAAAUGUUUGCUAAUGUGUCUCCUGAUCGCUUGAAUGGGGUGUGUGUGGUGUGUACCUUCGUUCAACCACUCUUGUGUACAGUGAAAAAAUGCUGGGCGCCAAACCAACCCAAACACCCCCCCCCCCCAACCCCAAAAAAAAAACCACACACACACACCUAUAUGUAUAUACUGUCAUAUUAAACGAGCUGUUUGUCAUUUUUAACACCACUUAUUGGUUCCGAUUACAUAUUUAUAGUAAAAAAAAUUCUGAAUUAAAAAUUGACUAGCCGUUCCCUUUCCCUUUAUCGACCCUGACCCCUUAUACCGAAAUUACAGGCGCUUCUUAUUUCUUUAAAGGCGCGUCCGCGUUUCCUCUCAUUGCUUCCUUUUGAACCUUUUCAAGAAGGUGGAGAAGGGAGGCAAGUAAUGGAAAGAGAUAAAAAGGUGAUGCACGUGUAUCGCACAUGCCUUUUAGUCUAAACAUGAUUUUUCGGUUUUUAAAGCAAUUAUGUUAAUUGAUGCUUAGUUCAUGCAAGGAUUUGAUUUGUACCCAUUGUUUAUCUCCCCCGACCCCGGUUUUCUCCUUAAUUUGCUCCCACCCACUACCCAGCUAAACGCUCCUCUGUUAUACGACAGCUACGGUAUGAACCGAAGAGAGUGAAGGCUAACACGUGCUUCAAAACCGCUGCUCCUGCUGCAUCACGGGGCCGCGUAACACACUCGGCGGAAAGCACUGUCCGCCCUCUUCCACAUACAUGAGCUCACAGACGCCCAUGACUGGCUCGUGCCACUGUGAUUAACAGGGGAGAGAGAGUAAUCGUUUUGUUUUUUGAAUUUGUUUUAUUCUCCUUAUGUUACACUCUACAACAAACUAUACUUCUGGACAGGAAACACCUGUGUAUCGUCGCUUUAGAAGUCUUCGGAACUGAUAUAAGGUAUAUCGAGGUGGUGGACUCGAUCGCCCGACGGACGAACCAAGGAGGCGUCGGCGUCGAGUAGAGUUCUAUGAAGCGACCUGUAUACGCCUUACAGGUUACCUUUUUAUAGAAAAGACAUGGAGCUUUCUUCCAGCUGGGGGCGGAGCUACUUUUCAGACCGGACAAAUGUAAAAAGAUGGCUACAACGAAGAAACUAGCCACACCCACUGCAUGGCAACGCUACGAACCACAAUUUUUGGUUUUUUUUUUUUAAUAAGGUAUUUUAUUUUCAAAUGCUUACAAACUGCACCUUUGUUACAAGGAACUAGCGAAUCAAAUAAUAGUUCCUACUUUAGAAGAUUGUGGGGUUUUUUUUAAAAAACACAAAAAAUUAAAAAAAUAAAAUAAAAUUGUGAGUUGAUAUUUAUUUAGCAUAUAUAAUUUAGAAAUAUCAGGGUUGCUGAACGUAAUACUAGAGUACAUGCAGAAGGAUUGGGUGAAUAUUCAUUUGUUUAUACAGUACAUGUGCGUUCGCCUGAAAUUUGAAUGUUUGGCUUCUCAGUGUAGUCUUAAUUAUUAGAGACGUGUGCAUGCAUGAGGUUUUUUUUUUUUUUUUUUUAACUGAGCGCAUGAUGCUUGUGUCUGUGGUUCACAACCGGCCCGAUCGGACAACGUGUGUAUGUAUAAGCAAGCCCCUGUGUACGGCGACCUCCAGUCUGUGGCCCUCCAGUAAAACACACUUUUCCCCAACAGAAGAAAAGAAAAAAAAAAGACUGACUGCUGAACUCUUUUUCUCACUGUACAGUCUGUGACACUGUGUCUUGCCAAAUGUGCAGUACUUUUACUGUAUUUUACUCAUCACGUGACACCAGAGGGACAGUCGAUCGAUUGUCGAUCGAAUGGUGUUUGUGGAGCGACUCGCCAUAUUUUACACACUUUUUUUUAUACGAAGGGGGAAAAAAAAAAAAGAAAAUGAGGUAAUUUUCUAAAGGAAUCAGGGUUAAAAGAAAGCUUCGGCCCGUUGUAAACUUCGAUUCUCUUUUGUAUUUGUAUUGAAUAUAGUUUGCUAACAGUUGUGUAUAUGUGCCUGUAAAUAUCACGAAGGAAAAAAAAUUUGUUUGACUCGGAUACUUUUCUCCGUCGAAGAGAAAUUAAGAGCCAAAAAUAAUCACUGAAAUGAAUGAAAUCACAAUUUGUAUGAGAAAUUAAAAAAAAAAAAAUAAAGUUAUAAUUUUAACAGAGGAACUGGCGGUGCUGUUUAUUGUUAUUUCUUUUCUCCUUUUUUUUUCUCUUCCAUUUAUUCAUCUUCACUGUGCUUUAUCCUUGUCAGGGUCACAGUGGGUGCCAGAUUGGUAUUUACUCAUCACAGGGCGCCAUGCACACACACGAUCACAUAGGCAUAGCGGAAAUUCAGAGUCAACAAUCCACCUAAUAGCGUGUUUUGGACAGUGAAGAAGACCCAGAGGAAACUCACAGACAUGAGGGAAAACAGGUGGAUCUUUUAGAGUCAAUCCCAGGACCCUGGAGUGGAUAACGUUGGCGAUUCAUGGCUCCCGGGAAUCUCGGUCUGCCGCGUCCUAAAAACAUGUCAGUAGGUGGAUUUUCUACUUUAAACUGUAACGUUUGAGUGAACGAGGCCCUGUGGGUUCCCACCUCACACCCAGUGUUUCCAGGAUAAGCUACAGCGAUCCUGAGACUGAUAAAGUGAUUAUUUGAGAGAUGAAUGAUGAGUGAUUUGACCAGGCCUGUUCUCGUAUAUGGUUUACAUGCUCCUGUUUCAAUGUUCUGAUUUAGCUGCAGUAAUUUCACACUCCUUUGUUUUUCACUCUUUACUUACUUUGCAAGAGUGAAACAUGCACUAGCCCCCUCUG